AUGGACUUCGAGCGCGUCAUCUUCCGGGUGCACGCGGCCGCAUUAGGACCUUUAGAGAGAAACGAGGAGCGCUGCCGCGUGAAGCCGCGCGAGGCGUGUCGGGCGUGCUCCGAAUGUUUGUUAGUGGUGGCGGUGGGACUACUCCUCGUGACGACCGCUUUACACGCGACGCUGGGCACGGACCGCUGCCUCGCGCCUCGACUGAAAGAACGAUUAGGCAGAUACGACAACGGUUCUUACGUGGAUUGGCGCCUCCCGAGAGACGCGGUCGUCAAAAUCCGUUUAGUGAACGAGCUCCCCGACGACGACGACCUUUUUGUGGGGGAGAACGGCGUGGCGCCGCAGCGCCACGAUGAUGAUGAUGGGAUCCCGGGCGACUUCCGGCGGCUGGGCGAGUGCCCUUUGCUCAAACCGGCCCCUUCUUCCGAAUGCGAUGGUGUCUUGAACUGCGACGCGCGCAUGGCCCCGGAUACUGUCUGUGGAGGCGACGAUAAGUGCGGCACCGUUGCCAACGGCUGCUACAAAGUGCAGCACGCGCACCACACGCCCGCACCUUCACCAUUUAGAUGGCGCGUGCCAAGCGGCGACUACACGCUGGCCAGGGACCUCCACCUCCUAGCUUUAAAUGAUGCAUUCCUGGCGGAGCACCGCGUGCGCGCGUACAACGUCUCUGUCUCGAUGCGAUGUCUAGAUGCGGCAAGUGCCCUCGCAAGUGUCUUCCACCGCUACGUGCUGGGCUACGACACGCCGCUCGCGAACCAGGCCAUGGAGACCCUCGGUAGUAGUGGUGCAUUACGAAACGACAACACAAACAUAAUUACAAGGUGGCGCCGCUCCGACGCGCGACGACGGCGCCUGUCCCAGCGCUUGGGUGCCGAGGCGGCGUUUAAGUGGUUGCUGCGGCGCGCUGGCGUCGCGGUGACGUCACUACUCGCUUUAUUUUUAUUAUCGACCGUAACAGCUGCCGUGUUACGUGUUCUGGUGGCCUCAGGAGUCUGCGGCGCCUUCGCGUUGUGGUAUUUACUGUCCAGCACUAGAUUCGCGCAACGACUCGAUUUCCAAGCACUAGCGCGCGCGUAUCCGUGGCUCGGAGCUGUGUGGCAAGCAACCAGACGCCUUCACGCCGUCGACGCGACUCGUGACGCCGUCGACGCGACUCGUGGCCAUCUCACGAGGUCGUGGGUCGUUUCUUUUUUGCUGAAGAGGCCGUUCGGACCGCGUCGGGGCCGGGUGCCGCGCGCGACGGGUGAAAGUUUGAGAACGGUGGUGUCGGGUGGUGUGCGUCGGCGGGGCGCGGUCGGGGGACUCCGGACGUCGCGCCGACGGCGUUGGUGCGUCUUGGGACGCCUCGAGCCGCCGCGCCUUCGGCGGCCGCCGUCGCGGCGUCGUCCGCCGCCCGCCACGCCGUCGACGGAACGCCUGCUCGAUGGCGUGGCCCGUGUCGGUUCCUUGCCGCUCGACGGAGCCAGCACGUUCGCGUUUUCGCCGAGAAUGGACUUCGUGAAGAAUUGUCGGGUGCACCCGACACACUGGAGCAUCGCUGUCUCUCGACGCGGUCCGAACGGCCCCAAACUCGAAAAUGAAACCACCCACGACCUCGUCUGACGGACACGAGUCGCGUCGAUGGCGUGGAGGACGACGCGGCGAUUCAGCACGAACGCGCCGUAAAAUUUUGAUUUCCACACAGGUUGGGAGCACCGCUGGAACUCCUACGAGCCCAAGGCCGCGAGGGCACGUCACUCCUAUGCGCCCACGCCGUUCGCGUCGUCGUAGCCUACGCGUUGUAUGAAGCGGCGCAGUUCGCGUUCGCAAGGUGGCUCUACUCUCCACCUUUACCACCAGCAUUGGGAUUGUGCUGCUUCGGCCUCAUGCUCGGCUGGGAGUACGCGACGCUGGCCCACUGCCGCUCGGCCGCAUCCAUCGCGUUCCUGCCAAAACUCAAUGCACUGUAUUUCUUGGCAUGUCACGGGACGUUUUAUGCUGUCAGUAGACCGUACGCUCUCCUGAACUGCGGCGUCGCGGCUUUAUUUAUGUGUCAUGCUACGCUAUACUGCAUCCUGGAGCUGGAGUUACCUGCCUUGGUGCGCGGCGACAUCGACGCCACAACACCACGCGCGCGACGGACGGAGCUCCCGUGGCCGGCGCUCGACGCGAUGCUGCCGCCGACGUGGUCGUUGUACAUGCCUCUGGUGCCGAACGACGACGACCAGUUCCCCGAGGAAGAGGACAUGCCGGCGGAACUGCCGCGGCCACCUCCUCCUGCCGAGGAUGAGGACGACGGUGUGGAGCUCGUGGACUUAAAUAGGGCGCCGGCGCCGGCCGUCGCCACUACUGAGUAAUUGUAUUUG
Pelagomonas calceolata is the source of this 2348-nucleotide messenger RNA. The record is from the annotation of a GenBank genome assembly. NCBI's taxonomy places the organism in Eukaryota, Pelagophyceae, Pelagomonadales, Pelagomonadaceae.